Molecule: messenger RNA, 858 nt
Organism: Helianthus annuus (common sunflower)
Lineage: Eukaryota; Viridiplantae; Streptophyta; Magnoliopsida; Asterales; Asteraceae
Product: chalcone--flavonone isomerase
Exons: 4
Coding region: 18-686 (222 amino acids)
Biological process (GO): flavonoid biosynthetic process
Molecular function (GO): chalcone isomerase activity
Source: RefSeq, a predicted model, not a curated record
GCUCUAACUAUACUGCCAUGUCUAAGCCGAAUUCCACCACCAGUCUCCAGGUCGAAUCGAUUGUCUUUCCACCAUCCGCCAAACCUCCAGGCGCAACCAACACUUUGUUCCUCGGAGGCGCAGGUGUGAGAGGACUGGAUAUUGAUGGCAAUUUUGUGAAGUUUAGUGGUAUUGGUGUGUACUUGGAGUAUAAAGCUAUAUCUUCGCUUGCCGUUAAGUGGAAAGGCAAAAGCAUUGAAGAGUUGACGGAUUCUAUUGAGUUCUACAGGGACAUCGUUACUGGCCCCUUUGAAAAAUUUUCUCAGGUGACACUGAUACAAACAUUAACAGGUAAGCAAUUCUCAGAAAAGGUGGCGGAAAAUUGCGUAGCGAUUUGGAAGUCACAAGGGAGUUAUACAGAAGCAGAUGCCAAAACGAUUGACAAGUUUCUAGAGAUUUUCAAGGAUCAAAUCUUCCCACCAGGCUCCUCAAUUCUCUUUACAAUUUCACUUCUUGGAUCACUAACGAUCACUUUCUCGAAAGACGGUAGCAUCCCGGAAACUGGGGAUGUUGUCAUAGAGGAUGGAAAACUGGGAGAAGCAAUACUGGAGUCUCAGAUAGGGAAGCAUGGUGUAUCCCCAGCAACCAAAAAAAGUUUAGCAUCAAGACUCUACAAUCUCAUGAACCAGAAAGCAAAUGAUCAUUAAGUAAAACUGGUUUUAUGGAUGCAUGCAAUGCAACAUAGUAAAAUACAUACGUACGUAUAUGGUCUGCUAAAUCCAUCAACCAAUUAAUUAUGUAAUAAAUAAGGUUGAAUUUAUAUUGUGGCAAGAAACUUUUAUAGAUUUUAGGGUGUGUUUGGUUUCAAUGUAAAAGUAU